Molecule: messenger RNA, 1404 nt
Organism: Sinocyclocheilus anshuiensis
Lineage: Eukaryota; Metazoa; Chordata; Actinopteri; Cypriniformes; Cyprinidae
Product: 26S proteasome non-ATPase regulatory subunit 4-like
Exons: 10
Coding region: 49-1158 (369 amino acids)
Biological process (GO): proteasome-mediated ubiquitin-dependent protein catabolic process
Cellular component (GO): nucleus; proteasome regulatory particle, base subcomplex; cytosol
Molecular function (GO): polyubiquitin modification-dependent protein binding
Source: RefSeq, a predicted model, not a curated record
CAAUCAGCGACGCUCGGACUUUGGGAAACGGACUAGAGGAUUUCCAAGAUGGUGCUCGAAAGUACUAUGGUCUGUGUAGACAACAGUGAAUACAUGAGGAAUGGAGAUUUCCUGCCCACUAGAUUACAGGCACAGCAGGAUGCCGUCAACAUUGUCUGUCACUCAAAGACCUGUAGUAACCCAGAGAACAAUGUGGGCCUAAUCACAAUGGCAGAUAAUUGUGAGGUCCUAACCACCUUAACACCAGACCCUGGCCGCAUUCUUUCAAAGCUCCAUGCGGUUCAGCCACUUGGAAAAAUCUCAUUCUGCACCAGCAUACAAGUGGCACACUUGGCACUAAAGCAUAGACAAGGCAAGAACCACAAGAUGAGGAUUUUGUUGUUGUUGUUGUUUAUUAUAAAUCCUUUUAAGAUGGUGAAGUUGGCAAAGCGGUUGAAAAAAGAAAAGGUCAAUGUUGAUGUGAUAAAUUUUGGAGAAGAGGAGAUGAACACAGAGAAACUAACUGCAUUUGUGAACACUCUGAAUGGAAAGGAGGGCACAGGUUCUCAUCUGGUCACGGUGCCCCCUGGGCCCAGCCUGGCUGAUGCCCUGCUGUCUUCUCCCAUCCUGGUUGGUGAGGGUGGUACCAUGAUGGGCCUGGGUGCAAGUGACUUUGAGUUUGGAGUGGACCCCAGUGCGGACCCAGAACUGGCCCUGGCUCUGCGUGUAUCUAUGGAGGAACAAAGGCAGAGGCAGGAAGAGGAGGCUCGUAGGGCGACUGUCCAAUCAGCAGCUGAGGCUGGCAUUCCCACCUCAACCGCUGACGAAUCAGAGGAAGCUCUUCUGAAGAUGUCUGCCUCUCAGCCUGAGACUGGUGUGGCAGCACUGCCGGACUUCAGCAGCAUGACAGAGGAGGAGCAGAUAGCCUAUGCCAUGCAGAUGUCCCUGGCAGGUGGAGAAUUUGGAGAAUCAGUGGAUACGGGAGCUGCAAUGGACACUGCGGAAUCCAAGGAAGAGGAUGAUUAUGAUGUAAUGCAGGACCCAGAAUUCCUCCAAAGUGUCCUGGAGAAUCUACCUGGUGUUGAUCCCAACAAUGAGGCCAUCCGCAAUGCCAUGGGCUCCCUAACCUCUCAGAGUGGUAACAAACAAGAGGGGAAAAAAGAUGAGAAGAAGAAUUAAAUUCAAGUGUUCUGUUACUGAUUGAUGUACAUGCCAUUUGACAUGUGAAAUGAGUUCCUUCAAAAAGUAGCCAUCAAAAGUCCUUAUAAAAGCCGUUUUAGAUGCAUAUGGAGUUGCUGAGACAUUCACUACCAAAUUACUGCAGUGUUGUGUGGUACCUCAAAAAUUCACACAUAGCUUGCUAAUGAUCUUUUCCCCCUUCUGCUCUGUGCAUAACUGAUUAAAUAUUUGAUAAACCCAUGCAAA